GUGUGGAAUAAACAUUGACUCGAAACUGGGAAACGGAGGUGAAUGCUUCUAAGGAUUAACCAUUCAAACGAACUGAAUGAAGGAUUUAAGUGACUGAAAGGAUUUAUCUGUUUUAGAGAAACUUUAAGCAGUUGACAAACAGAAACCAAAGGAUACAACUUAAAUUGAAUUAACAAAAUUGCAUUAAGGAAACCAAAAAAAAAAAACAACUAAGAGAUUUACAUAUACAAAGGAUAAAUUCUUAUUGAAAGAAAUAAAUCCAAAGAAAACAACAAAUAAAUAAUUCAAACAAUAAAUAUUGCUCAGUGUCGUCGGAUGCAGGAAACCCGGAGUUGGUGUUAAAUAAUAAAUAAUUCAGCACUUAUCCUUACAGUCUCCCCGACUGUCGUGUGCAGUGUGUAGAUGUGUGAGUGCGUGUUGUGGCUGCUUGCCAUACGAAUGGAGUGUUGAGUGUAUGAUUGAUAUUUAAUUAAAACGAAUAACAACACAUUCGCCACCAGACCCCAUUGAGUGUGAGUUUGAGUGAGAGUGAGUGAUUUUGUGUUUGUGCCCCAAGCAGUGUUUAUUGUGCAAAUAUCAUUAACUAUAGCAUUGGCAUUCGUAUUCAUCACACAGAUUUAUGUAAAUCAAUCUCCAUCAUAUCAACAGUGAAUAAUUGUUGCAAUGAAGUGAACAAGAAAAAAACAACUACAACAAUAAUAAUAAUGAGAUAAAAAAAUCAAGUACAUCAUUGUUUUAUAAACAAUCAGUGAUUACGAAUUGCAAAUUUCUCUCUCCUACACUUGGAUAUCAUUAAGGAAAUAAAAAAACAUCGUUUUUUUCUACAAACGCAGAAAUCUUCGUGGGGCUUAACAACCAAAGUACGCCAAAUUUAUUGUAGCUGGCCAGCAAAAAAGAUGAAGGAAAAUGAAGUGGCAUUUCUUGACGUGACUCUUAACAAAUGUUUGAAGGCAUAGGGCCAUCUAUGUUGAAGAUGCUCCUACAAUGCUUUAGAGGACAAUAACUUUUGAGAAAUGAAAUAACUAGAAAGGCGCACACAAACGCACACACACACACCCAUCAAAAGGAAAUAUAACAGCAACAACAAAUAUUCGAAAACAUGCCAACAGACUUGUGAACCAAAGAGGAUAACACAACCAUGAAGAGAUUCAUCGUCAGUGUCUCUGUCAUCAAAAUUAAUUGCACUAAGAUUUGUUAAUGUGCCCAAGUCAAGGGAGAGGCACAAAAAGUGACAUAAGUUUUUUCUCUUGCUAAUUUGGCAAACAAGUUGACUAUGUUGCCCAAACAACGACUACGAGAAGGAGGUGGAGGUCUCAAUCAGAAACGUUUGCCCCAAAAUAGCUUGAAAAAUGUCCUGACCUGCCUACUUGUGACUUUGUUGCUGCUCUUUGAAGGCCACACCAUACAGGCAACACCCAUUACAAGGUUAGGGCAGCAACAACAACAGCAAGAACAACAUCGCCAUCAGCUACACAAUCAACAUCAACAGGAGCGUCCCCACCACCAUCAGCAACAGCAGCAGAGGCAGGAGCAGCAUCAGCAGUCCCAAGAGAAAAACGGCCACGACUGUGAACACAAGAGCCUGGCCGAACUCAUCAAGAGUAGUCCCAUAAUACUUAAAGCUCUGGGUUCCCACAUCAUUACCAGCUUUGAAGAAGAUGAAGAACUGCGCUUUGUGCAAAGCAAUGGUGACGAUGGUCUUUUCUCCUCGUCCUGGCAAAGUGAGCAAAAUGAAUUCGUAAGAGGAUUCAAAAGGACUUCACCCUUGUCCUCUUCGUCCUCAUCCUCGGCGGGUUCAUCCACAUUUCCAGACUCAUUCAAUGCAAGAAGUAUGGCCCAGCUUACCGCCAAACAAAAGCAAAAUCGUCUGCAACGUUUGCAGCAUGAAAGAAUGGUGGAUGGCGACGCCAUUCUGGCGUACUCAUCCCAGAAUAGUGAUACCCUUUUAAUAACAUUGACACCGGACACCAUUUACAAAGGAGCAUCUUUGCUAAAAACUGCCACAAAUGCUGCAGUCCCGCCAUUCAACAUGCGCGGCAGCAGCUCCAGUUUUGGCAGUGGUGUUAAUAGCGACAGUGGUGGUGAUGCAAACAAUGAUGGUGAUUCAUUGUACUCCUCAACCGAAUCUAUGGUUGAAGGGCAAUUAAAUGCAACUGUUCAACCAUUAUCCUGUUUUGAUGAAAAUUUAUUAAAAAUGCUACCGACUGAUUUAAUUAUCUUUGGCAAAUUGAUAACAAUGGACCAACAACCACUACGCCAACAUCAGCAACAAAAGCAGCAGCAGCAGCAACCAAUGGAUCCAAUAAACGGUCAUCGUGGUUAUGGAGGGACAGCUAUGCCAUCCUCACCAUCAGCAUCAGCACACCAACAGCCGCAGCCACAACAGCAAAAGGAUUUGUUAAAGAUCAGCAUAAAUGGUUUGCAUCGAUGGUCACCGCAGUUCGAGAGUUACAUAUGGACACACUUGGGUUGGGAUGAUUGGAGCGACUUCACCGUAUGCAGCGUGGCCUGUGGCAAAGGAGUGCAACAACGUUUUCGGCGUUGCCUUCUCGAUAAUCCCAUGGUCGAUAUGAAAAUGAAUUUCAACGAAAUCGAGGAGGAAGAAAUCGAGGCCGAACAAGAGGAGCUCGAAGUGGAACAACAAGUGGAAGAGUACGACGAUGAUGCUGAACACAAUAGCGAUGAUUUGGAAGCUUAUGUCGAAGAGGAAAAACAAUACGACGAUAUUGAUAGAAUGAUUUUUGAGGAUGAUGAUGAUGACGAAAUCAUUGAACAGCUGAAAGCCAUCGAUAACUUUGACGACGGUCCGGAUGUAUACCACUCGGACAAUGGCCAAGCUGUUGAUGACCCCAUUGACGCUGACUUUGUAAGUGACCGUUACGAAAAAACGGAUGUUGGGCAGAAAAAACACCGACGCAGGGCACAACUAUUGCCAGCCGAUGCCAGUGCAGAGGAUGAGGAGAGUAUCGAAAUGCUUGCCCCAGCGGAUGUAUUCGAAAUGGACAACAACAUGUUGCACUUUGUGACAGCACCACCAACGCCUUUGGCAGCUGUGAAAUCACACAGUAGGUCGAGAAAAGUCAGCAACGUUGCCAAGGCAACAACGACAACAACCACGGAACAGCCCGAAAUUAUGCGCAUAUUUGAGGGCGAUUUUAACGAUGUCUACAGUGAGCGAAUUUACAAUGAAAGUCCAUUUAAUGGACCCCAGCUGGCCGAGGAGAAAAAGGAUGUCAAAACGCAUAAAAAAGGCCAGCGAACAAAACACAAACGUCAUAAAUCAGCAAAAAUAGUCAGCACCAUGUUCUGUGAGGGAUACAACAUUGAGCAGCGCACUUGUAACAACUUUGAAUGCAAUGAUGAUAUCAAUGAUUUAUUGAAAUUCUAUCGCAAGUACCCCACGACAGAGGAAACAAAUGCAGCCUCAACACAAACCCUUAAUGCUGAUUCGAAUACGGCACAAUCGUCUUCCGUGUCAUCGACAGGACCGUCAUCGGCAGCCACAGCAUCAGUGGCAAAUAUUGGCAAUGUGGCUCCAUCAACUUUGGUUAAUGACUUGGGCCCUUGGAAUAGUUUGACUGAAGCGUAUAAUCAAAAUAUGAAUACAAUAACGCCAAUACCCAUAAAUACCGGAUUUGUGCAGACAUGGCAUAAUUUGUUAAACUUCACCAUUAUGUUAACGAUACGAGCAAAGAAUGAUAGCAGCUACAAUACGGCGUCGACUUCUGCAACUGCGACGGCAACAAUAUUUUCCAUUCGCAAUGGCACACACAAUCUGUAUCUGGAGACCUAUAGGGAUGGCUUACACCUGUAUUUGGAACGAGAUAAGACCACAGAGAUGCUGCCCAUACAAUUUAAUUUGUACGACUACCGGUGGCAUCAAGUGGCCAUAAGCAUAAAGAAUGGUGAUUUCAUAACGAUAUACACGGAUUGCUCCUGGUCCAACAGUUUUGUCGUCUCGAAGCGUUUAUUUUCAUUGCCGCUUAAUGCGGAUGUAGAAGUUGGGAAAGGUUUCAAUGGAGAAUUUCAACAACUUCUAAUACUACCACGACUGCAAGGACGUCGACAAUGUUCAGAGAAACGAAUAUCCAUAAAUGAAGUAAAACGUUAUAUAAUUGAUACAUUUAUUGGUGAUUAUGGGAACUAAACUAGGACAUUGUUUAAAUAAUUUUAGUUUGUUUUUCUAGUGAUAUGUAUUAACUAUUAUUUGUAUUAUUACUAUAGUAAUUAUUAUUAAUGCUAUUUAUUAUUGAGAACUUUUUGUGAAACGAAACAAUAAACUAAGGCAUCCACACAGAACAUUUUUGCUACAAACCAAAAAAAAAAGAAAUGAAAUGAAACCAAAACAUAUUUAAAUUAACAACUGAUGAGCAUUGUAGUAAGAUUCUGAGAAAAUAUAUUAUGAAUAUAUUUUUCAUAUAUUUUAAAAAUCUAUAAUAAAAUAAAAACGCAUACUAGCAUACAACAAUAAAUGUAAUUGAUUAUAUUAUCUAUA
Molecule: messenger RNA, 4495 nt
Organism: Stomoxys calcitrans (stable fly)
Lineage: Eukaryota; Metazoa; Arthropoda; Insecta; Diptera; Muscidae
Exons: 8
Coding region: 1274-4147 (957 amino acids)
Source: RefSeq, a predicted model, not a curated record